Molecule: messenger RNA, 1827 nt
Organism: Neodiprion fabricii
Lineage: Eukaryota; Metazoa; Arthropoda; Insecta; Hymenoptera; Diprionidae
Product: facilitated trehalose transporter Tret1-like
Exons: 6
Coding region: 321-1742 (473 amino acids)
Biological process (GO): transmembrane transport
Cellular component (GO): membrane
Molecular function (GO): transmembrane transporter activity
Source: RefSeq, a predicted model, not a curated record
GAUCUUCUCGAUCCGUUAAACGCCACACCUGUAACUGAGUUCUAAAAUGAUUAAUUAAUAGUACUGAGCUGUCCAUGGAAUCAAACGUACCUGGUUGGGACACCUUCUUAUUCUUUUUCGAUUGCCACUUUUUUUAGUCAUUACCAGGUUUUAACUGACAUCACAAUUGAUAAUCCUCAGCGUAGGCUUUGAGUGUACCGGUGCUGUAUUUCAAAACCUGAAACCUGUAGUGGACUCUACAAUUCUAAAAGUAACAUUCAAUUUGGGUCAUUUCGUAAGGAUUCAGACUCUUUUGCUCUUCGGAAGGAAGAAGCGUGGAAAUGCUUGCCCCGCAGAUUUUCGCCGCCGUCACAAGUACUGUACUAGAGGCGAUUACCGGAUUCCAUAUCGGUUGGCCAUCGUCGACGUUGCCUAAGCUAUUGGAAGACACUUCUGUCCCAGUGACACAGGAUCAGGCAUCCCUGAUUGUUAGCAUGAUGGGGUUGGGCGGGAUGAUAAGCCCAAUUUGUGUAGCUCUGACGGUUGACAAAUGGGGACGAAAGACUUCAAUGAUAAUUGGAGCGAUUAUAUCGCUAAUCGCAGGUAUCAUGACCACCUUUGCUCGAAGCUAUUGGUGGUACUAUGUCGCUAGGUUUGCUAGCGGACUUGGGAUGGGAUUUACCUCUGUAGUGAUUCCAAUGUACCUCGGAGAAAUUGCACAGGACACAAGACGCGGAGGCUUGAGUAUCUUGAUGGCGGUUUUGUCUAACUCGGGAACUGUAUUAGUCUACUGUGUUGGACCUUGGAUUAGCGUGUCUGUUCUCAGUGCGUUUGGAAUACUAAUGCCACUCGUGUUUCUCUUGCUCGUUCCGUGGAUACCGGAAACACCUUACUUUUACACAAUGAAAGGUAAGCCAGAACUCGCCAGGAAGAGUCUAGAAUUCUUGAGGAGCACAACGGACAUCGGUGAGGAGAUUGGAAAAAUCGAGAAAAACGUGGAAUUUGAUCUCCAACAUGUCGGGACAUUAAAGACGCUCUUAACGGACAGGGGAAAUCGAAAGGCACUACUGCUCACCCUCGUACUCAUCGCCGCUCAACAAUUGUCCGGUAUUACAGUCAUCGCGUCUUACGGUACAACCAUCUUGAACGAAGUUGACUCCGACAUCUCUUCCAGCACUGCAAUCAUCAUAACUGGUGUCGUCCAACUCGUCGUAUCCAUCCUGGUUACUUUUUUUGCCGACAAGAUCGGCAGGAGACCUCUGCUACUUGGGUCUAUGUUUUUCAGCAUGGUAUUUCUGACAGCCCUGGCAGUGUACUUUCACUUGCAAGCUAAUGGAAACGAUGUCUCUGGAAUUUCGUGGCUACCGGCGACAGCACUAGUCAGUUUCUUAUGUGCCUUCUCCGCAGGCUUGGGAGGCGUGACUAGGUCUGUUAUCUCUGAAAUAUUCUCGUGUAACAUCAAGGCCUACGGAACGAUAAUUACUGUCGUAUGGACCUCGGUUCUUUUCACCGUAAUUUUACAACUCUACCCGACCGUAGUGAACAAUUAUGGUAUCCACAUCGCAUUUUACGGGUUCACGAUAUGCCUUGCAAUUUUUAGUAUCAUCACGUUUUUCUACCUGCCCGAAACGAAUCGAAAAUCAUUUGGUGAAAUUCAACUGAUGCUGCACAAGCGAUCCGAAUCGAAUCAGAUAAUGCAACCAGAUCCUACACCCGAAUGCACCCGAAGUAAUUCGGUAUAUUGUAUUGACAUCCAGAAUUGAAUUAACUAACCGUCUAACUCAAAGAUUACGUUUAACUUUAAAUACAAAUAACAAAAUGAACCAAAUAAAAUUUCAUUUUCGUUUC